AUGGCAACCACCUGCAAGCAUCUUAUUGCCAUCAUCUUCCUUACUCUGUUCAUCACAGGAACCUAUGGCCAAUGUCCAUUGAACAGCCUCUUCAUUAUCACAAGAAUGACUGGUGCAAAAAUAGGAGGCAAAACUCAAUGGAGGGUUACAGUAGUUAACAAGUGCAACUGUCCACUAAGCCAAAUAGUAUUGAAUUGUCAAGGGUUUCAAAGUACAAUGCCUGUUGACAAUACAAUUCUUCUUAAGAGAGGUGAUAAUUGUCUCUUAUAUAAUGGCCAUGCCUUGAGUGGAAAUGAUGCUGAUCAAUUUGCCUAUGCUUGGGAUACACCCUUUAAUCUUUAUCCUGUAAGUGCUGUUACAGGUAGUCCUUGCAAAUAA
Messenger RNA from Lathyrus sativus (Indian pea), 378 nucleotides. The record is from the annotation of a GenBank genome assembly. NCBI's taxonomy places the organism in Eukaryota, Viridiplantae, Streptophyta, Magnoliopsida, Fabales, Fabaceae.